AUUAUUACCCUCGUCAUCAGUGAAGAGUCAUACAGAGUUAUAUCACGAAAUGUCAAGUAUUAUUAAGGAAAUUGACAAGUAAAUCGUACACACCGUAAAAUUUCAACUCCAUUCCAAUUCUAGUGAAAUGUCUGAUAAAGAUAAACCUGCGAAAAGCACACAAGUUCAAGGGAAAGCAAAACCACCUUCUAUAUCAGGUCCAUGCCCAUGGUUAUGCAACUUGGUCCCCACAAAUGUGCCAGGACCGGGUGCCGCGCAGAACGUACUGCAUCCACAAAAAGAUGUAUUUGUACUGAAGGUAGCCAAAGUGGGACCUAAAGGGGAUCGACGUUGUAAAAUGGAGUUAGAAUUAGUGACACCGAAAGGCCCUGAGAAAAAGUCCAUGGUACGCCUUGACACCAGAGAGACCCAAUGCGAACCAGAGCCUCCACCGUGUUGCUGCAUGAGAAGUAAAAAGAAAAAAAAAUGAACACAAUAAAUUUUUUUGCAACAAAUAUAGCAACAUUGUAAUUAUUUUGAUAGUUUAUUUUUAUCACUAAUUAAAUUUUAAUAUUUAGAAUGUAUAGAAUUCACCAGUAAAAUGGCCUCGACAUGAGAUAUUA
This is a messenger RNA of Manduca sexta (tobacco hornworm), 602 nucleotides long. RefSeq lists its product as uncharacterized. The record is from RefSeq and is a predicted model, not a curated record. NCBI's taxonomy places the organism in Eukaryota, Metazoa, Arthropoda, Insecta, Lepidoptera, Sphingidae. The transcript is spliced from 2 exons. The coding region runs from base 128 to 469 and encodes 113 amino acids.